This is a messenger RNA of Panicum virgatum (switchgrass), 560 nucleotides long. RefSeq lists its product as uncharacterized. The record is from RefSeq and is a predicted model, not a curated record. Bases 125 to 478 code for a protein of 117 amino acids. NCBI's taxonomy places the organism in Eukaryota, Viridiplantae, Streptophyta, Magnoliopsida, Poales, Poaceae. The transcript has a single exon.
UCCAUAACCUUAGGUUCUCCAUCCCCACACCCCACUGCUGGUGGCGCUCCUUAGCUUGCUGCCACAUGAGCUCGCCCGUCCUCCCGCUUCCCACCUCCACGCGCCGACGAUCGACCCGCCUCGCAUGGCCGACGGGCGGUACUCCACGCUGACCAGGCUGGGCUUCGGCGCCCUGGCCUUCAACUCGGCGCUCGCCGUCUACAACUCCUGGGGCGACGCGGCCUCCGUCGCCUUCGUGCUCGCCGCCGACGCCGCCCUCGCCCUCCUCUUCCUCUGCCUCCGCGAGUUCGAGCGCCGGCCCGGCGGGGGACGAAGAAGGAGCAGCAUCAAGGCCGCGGUGUGGGCGCUGACGACGCUGCUCAUCGCCAUGUUCGCGUCCCGGGUGGCGCCGCUCAUGCCGCCGCCCGUGGCCGCGCUGGUGUGGGCGAUGGCCGUCGCCACGGCCGCCGCCGGCUUCUGGGCCUUCUUUCUUUCCUAAUCGAUCAUUCAGUUGCAAUCGGAUUUAUCAUCUCCUGUUGUACUUGCCACCGGGAUUCAUUUGAUUGCUUUGUCAGUUCCCA